Dreissena polymorpha is the source of this 3276-nucleotide messenger RNA. RefSeq names its product sodium/nucleoside cotransporter 1-like. Lineage: Eukaryota; Metazoa; Mollusca; Bivalvia; Myida; Dreissenidae. Gene Ontology annotation, biological process: nucleoside transmembrane transport. The transcript has 14 exons. The coding region runs from base 156 to 2165 and encodes 669 amino acids. Gene Ontology annotation, molecular function: nucleoside:sodium symporter activity. Gene Ontology annotation, cellular component: membrane. The record is from RefSeq and is a predicted model, not a curated record.
CACCAUACUUCUCUGGUUAAAAGGUUUCCCGCUGAUUCUGAUGAUCUCUUCUUUCUGAAAACACGCGGGUAAAAAAGACCACGUGUGGCGGGUAACAGUGGACGAUUUAUAAACAGCGGAUUACCGGUAAAUAAGAAUACACGACACUUUCAGCCAUGACAAAGGUCACAGUGGUAAAUCUACCAGACAUGGGUGCCCAGGAGGUCUACCAUCCAUGUGACAAUGAGGAGAAAGGCGGGAAGAUUGCAUUUAACUCCCCUCCUUCCUUAGAUGAUAUUGACAACUCUGAUGUGUUUAACCCCCCUGCCUGUGUAGAUGUUCAUGACAAGUCUCAUUAUGUCCUUGUUUUAAAGGAUGACCCUGAUACACCUAGUGUUGAAUCAGACGACUCCAGUGAAACCUCCGGAGCGUUCAUGAAUGUUUUUAGAAAUGUUGUGGAAGUGCACACAUACAUAGAUAACUGCAUCACCAGGCACAAAAGGUUGCUGGGAUAUAUAUGUAUUGCUAUAGUGACACUGGCGGCUGCUGCUUACUUCAUAGCAGCCCUUGUCAUCCAUAAUCGCCAGGAGACCCCCAGUCUCCGCCCCUUGGUCACCCUGGCGGUUGCCAUAGUGACAUGCCUAGUAGUGUGGCUGGUGAAGUCAAAGUGUGGCAGGCAGAUACAGAGAUUGACGAUGAGGCUUAGACAGAUAUUCAAUAAGAAAGUGAUGAAGGUUUUCAACAUGGUGAUUGCACUAGUAGCAUUCAGUGGAAUCCUCUGUGUCCUUGUCUUCACCUGCGUUCAGUCGCCUGGCAACCUGUUUUCCCUCCUGGGGUUUGGAAUCUUCGUGCUGUUUCUAUGGUUCCUGUCAGAACAUCCAACCAAGGUAAACUGGAGGCCCGUUUUGGCUGGAUUCUGUCUGCAAUUUUACCUGGCCUUGCUUAUCUUACGCUGGAAUUUUGGGCGGAGCCUAUUUGAGUGGGUGGGGCAAUGCAUGCAGAAAUUCCUCAACUUUGCAGAUUCAGGCUCAGCAUUUGUGUUUGGACAAAACUUCAAGGAACACAUGUUUGCCUUCAAGGUUCUGCCAGUGAUUGUGUUUUUUAGCUGCACAAUCAACGUACUGUACUACAUGGGUGCCAUGCAGCAGCUGAUGAGUAAAAUUGGCUGGGUACUGCAGAAAGUGCUGGGAACCACUGCCCCGGAGUCACUUUGUGUGGCUGGAAAUAUAUUCAUUGGAAUGUCAGAGGCCCCUAUCAUGAUUCGCCCGUUCCUGUCCAAGAUGACUCGCUCUGAACUCAACGCCAUCAUGACGGGCGGGUUUGCCACAAUAGCAGGGGGUGUCAUGGCCGCCUAUAUAACAUUUGGGGUGGCACCAGAGCACCUGCUAUGUGCCUCGGUGAUGAAUGCUCCCUGUGCACUCGCUAUUUCCAAGCUGCUGUACCCUGAAACAGAGGAGAGCGAGAUGAAGAAAAUAUCAGACAUCCACUUCGGGGAAAGGAAGGAGAGGAAUGUUAUAGAAGCAGCGGCGGCCGGAGCAUCUGCCUCCAUCAAGCUUGUGGCGAACAUCGCAGCCAAUCUAAUCGCAUUCAUAGCCGUGUUGUCGUUCGCGGAUGCCAUGUUGUCGUGGUUUGGCAGCUACGUUGGGUACCCAGGACUCUCUUUCCAGUUGGUUCUCUCCUACGUAUUCAUGCCCGUUGCCUUCCUGAUGGGUGUGCCGUGGGCAGACGCUGGGGUGGUGGGCAAACUGAUUGGCAUCAAGACCUUCCUCAACGAGUUCCUGGCCUACCAGGAGCUGUCUGGCUACCUUGACAACCGCCGCAACUGCCAGGGAGACAUGAUCUCAGAGAGAGCCAGUAUCAUAGCAACCUAUGCCUUGUGUGGCUUUGCCAACCUGGGGUCACUAGGGGUCACACUGGGAGCCCUGACCCCCAUGGCCCCAGAACGACGCGGGGAUCUUGCUGGGACUGUCAUGAAGUCCCUUCUGGGAGGAAUCAUGGCCGGACUGAUGACAGCAUGUGUCACAGGUUUGCUACUAGUGGAAUCUCCCAAUGAUGUGUGUGUCCACGGCAACUCUACAGUGACCUUGAUGCCAAAUAUCACCAUAGUAACACAUAAUGCUACCAUAGCAACAGGCACAUUAGUUUCUAGCAAUGUGACCUAUAUUUUUAAUGGCACAUUUGUUUGAUAGAAAUUUUUAUAUCUAGCACAUGUUUGUUUGGAUAUUAUGCAAGUGUACCUGAGCGAUCAAAGAUGCUCAAAUUUAUUUUUAGUAUUUCAACACGAUCAAAGGAAGUGAGUGGUGAUUUUUUUGCAAUAGAUACAUAAUUGACAAGUAGAGCAAACAUGCAAGUAUUGGGACCAACAAAAUAUGAUUCAAUUUUAUAAUUGUGUACAUAUUGGGACCAAUAUGAUGCAAUUAUAUCAUUUUUGACAGUGUUUUAAAAGUUUUAUUUUUUGUAAUUCUUCUUCAUCUGUUUACUUUGCUUUAAUGCAUUAACAAUAAGUCACCAACCUUAGCAUUGAUAACUCGAUAACACUUGAAAAUCUUAUAACAGUGCAACAAAGAUCCUGUGAAAUGUAAAACAAUCUUUGGAUGCCAUCUUGGUUUCCAUGGUAACAUGCUGUCACUAAAAUUGAAAUUCAGACAUCUCAUUUAUUGAAUAUGCAAAGUAACUGCUAGUAAAUGGGCUAAACUAUAGCAUAUAAAGGAUAUUCUUUCCAAAGCCUCAAUAUGGAAACCUUGAUAACUCGAGAUCUUUGAUAAUUCAAGCAUGUCUACAGUUACCCCGGCGCAAUCUGGAUUAAACAGUUCGUUUUAUUUAAAAUAUUAAACAUGAACAAAUUAUAAGUAAUUUUUUUUUAGGAAAAUAAUUGUUUGGGAUAUUUGUUCCUACAGUUAUACAUUUAAAAUAAUGUGUUGUCACUGUCAAUCAUUUUGCAGGAUACACAAUAGGUAGUGUAUUGUUGAUUAACAGAAUGUAUGUUUGUGUGUAUUACUUGACAUUCAUUUUACAAGUGUUUUUAAAACACAUGAGCUCAAUCAACUGUAAAUGCAGCCCAUUUUAAUUUAUUUACCAUUAAUAUUUUAACAUGAUAUUUAUUUCAUUGAACCUCAUGGUAUAAUUCUGAUAAAAUAUGCUUUUAGUCAGUUACAUUUUGUUAUUUUAUGAAUUGCUAUGUACGUAAAAACAUCGAUUUUCUUUUAUUUUAAAACUUUCCAUCUCUGCUUUAAUCAAUAUGAUCAUUAUUGUGUUUGUAUAUUCAUUUUUAAUGUAACAAUAAAUGAAUCAACCCAA